Bactrocera oleae (olive fruit fly) is the source of this 754-nucleotide messenger RNA. Lineage: Eukaryota; Metazoa; Arthropoda; Insecta; Diptera; Tephritidae. The record is from RefSeq and is a predicted model, not a curated record.
AUAGCAUGCCAGCGAGUGUGAAUAUGUCAUUCAAUCACCAUCAGUUGAUAAAGCACAGCAUAGCUAUACAAAAUAAAUCAAAAUGAAAUUCGUCAUUGUGUUCGUUGCCCUCUUCGCCGUGGCAUUGGCUGCUCCUCCAGCACAGCAAGUUGAAAUAGUACGUCAGGACUCCGAUGUCCAACCCGACGGUUACCGCUUCGGUUAUGAGACCAGCGAUGGCUCCAAGCACGAAGAACAGGGUCAGCUGAACAAUAUCGGCACAGAUGAGGAAUCCAUUUCCGUCAGAGGUUCAUACAGUUUUGUUGCCGACGAUGGCCAAGUCUACACUGUCAACUACAUUGCCGAUGAAAAUGGUUUCCAACCACAAGGUGCUCAUUUGCCUGUUGCUUAAAUAGACAACUAGAAGUCAACGCGUCGAAGGAUUUUUUGUUUGUACAUUAUUUGUGAGAGUAUUAUUGAGAGAUAAAAUUCAAUAAAAUACGCUUUAUUAUAUUUUUUAUACAAAAAAAGUGGAUUUUAAAUAUUCUGGAGAUCAUUUUCCCCGAACUAUGUAAAUACUAUAUUAUUAUAUGGCCUAGAGUUUAGACUCUAAACAACUCUAUACUAACGCGCUUUCUGAAUUGGAUUAAGAAAACUAUAGUCCUACAACGAAUCGGUAUAUCGGUCAAAUACUCUUCUGUAAUACAAUUCAUUCUUGACGACGAAAAAUAGCACUUUAUAAAUUAUUCAUCAUAUCUAUUCUUCUAACAUGAAG